AUGGCAAGUGCGCGUGGCAUCCAUUCGACCGCGAGUGCUAGGAGUGGCCAUCGGAAACCCGCUCCACCGACCAACCGUGAGCUAACGGUGGGGCUCGUCGGUGCGAUAGUUCGUUUUACACUCGACAUACCAAAUGCCCUCCUGGGGCCGGAAGAAAUCACUUCUCGACAGCUGCUCAUCUGGUUGCGGCCAAUCGUCGAGAAGCUGGGUAAGCUGAUCGAACGAAUCCGACACGUGUGUCAACAAACGCAAACCGAAUCCGGCGAGGCCGCGGGGCAACCACCACCGACAACCAGCGCGUCCGGACCAGCAUCCGGCUUCAGUCAUCCGCUACACCGCUCGACACCGGUGCUGAGUGUGGAGAACAACGUAUCUGAUGUUAGCGGUGGGCCAUUGGGGCCGUCCGUAGGCACCGGCCCGUGCCAUGGUUUGGCCCAGCCGACGGAAGACACACCGUGUCGAAAGGUUUACAUCCAGCGGGAUGGUAAUUACGCCAUCCGCGAAACUACCGAAAGGCGUGGACCGAGUGGCACAUUUCAGCGAGUAACCAAAACCAUCAGCGGACCAGACGUCGCCAUCCUGAUGAGCAUUACGAGCCAACUGUCGGAGCUGCCGGCCCUGACGGUGGAUCGACCGGUGGGCGAGUGAG
This is a messenger RNA of Anopheles aquasalis, 649 nucleotides long. RefSeq lists its product as uncharacterized. The record is from RefSeq and is a predicted model, not a curated record. Lineage: Eukaryota; Metazoa; Arthropoda; Insecta; Diptera; Culicidae.